UGCAGGAUCCUGGACGACAUGGAGAUGUACGAGCAGCAGGAGCCGUUCAAGCUGCAGGACUUCGUCAACAUGUCGCACUUCCUCAACAUGUUCGUCUACAAGUCCAUCAUGGGCCAGCUGUUUGACCUCAAGACUAUCCAAAGCAACGAGCUCUUCAGCUGUGUUCACACAUUACUCCUGGUGCUAUACCGGCGCGAUUGCCGGCGCGCCUACACGCCGCCGCAGCACUGGCUGGUCCGAGACAUCCGCGACUCGCAGUUCAUGGCCGACCUGGACAAGGGCAAGAAGCCGCAGCAGGUUCUGGUGCAAAAAACUCCCCACAUGAUCGCUCAUGGAGAAAGAGUCAGACUCUUCAGGCGUGCUGUAGCUGAUGAAAAGGUGGUGCUAGGCCUAACGGAGCGAGCUUGCGGCGGGCGUUCUACACUAGUCACCGUACGAAGGGCACGUUUAGUAGAAGAUGGUUACCGGCAACUGGCGGCGCUGCCCAGCCGCGCGCUGAAAGGCUGCGUGCGAGUGCGCUUCAUCAACGAGCAGGGGCUGGACGAGGCCGGCAUCGACCAGGACGGCGUGUUCAAAGAGUUCCUGGAGGAGACGAUAAAGCGCGUGUUCGACCCGUCUCUUAACCUGUUCCGCGCCACGAGCGAGGAGCGCCUGUACCCCGCGCCCACGUCCUGCCUGCAGGACAACCACCUGCAGCUCUUCGAGUUCAUCGGCCGCAUGCUCGGCAAGGCCGUCUACGAGGGUAUCGUGGUGGACGUGCCAUUCGCGUCGUUCUUCCUGAGCCAAGUACUGGGACAGACGCAGCAAGCGCUGUACAGUUGGAUCGACGAGCUGCCCUCGCUCGAUCGCGAUCUCUAUCGGAGUCUGACGUACAUUAAACACUUCCAGGGUGACAUAUCGUCGUUAGAGUUGACAUUCUCAGUGGACGAAGAAAGGCUUGGGGAAAUAGUAACACACGAAUUAGUGCCGGGGGGCAAGGCCAUCCCUGUCACCAACGAAAACAAAAUAAAUUAUAUCCACCUUAUGGCACAUUUCCGAAUGCACACGCAAAUAAAGGACCAAACCAACGCGUUUAUCAAAGGCUUUAGGACGAUUAUAAAUCCAGAAUGGUUAUCGCUUUUUUCUACUCCUGAGUUACAACGACUGAUCAGCGGCGACAACGUGCCGCUUGACCUGCGCGACUUACGGCGCCACACGCAGUACUACGGCGGCUUCCACGACUCGCACCGCGUCGUGUGCUGGCUGUGGGACGUGUUACAGCGCGACUUCAGCGAGAAUGAACGCGCCAUGUUCCUCAAGUUCGUAACGUCGUGCUCCAAGCCUCCCGUGCUUGGGUUCGCGCACCUGAAGCCGCCGUUCUCGAUACGAUGCGUUGAAGUUGGCGAUGACGAGGACACUGGCGACACUAUAGGUAGCGUGAUCCGUGGCUUCUUCACGAUUCGCAAGAAGGACCCGUUGAACAGACUGCCGACUUCUUCCACCUGCUUCAAUCUACUGAAGCUGCCCAACUACCAGAAGCGAAGCACGCUACGCGACAAGCUGCGGUAUGCCGUCAACAGCAAUACCGGUUUCGAACUCUCGUAGGCUCAAAUGUUUCAGCCACAGAUUCAGGAACGGUGCCGAAUGUUUGAGAAAAUUAAGCAACAGUCGCGGCAACUUUAGGAACAUUUCAGAAAAAUCUAAGUUAAACUGGUAAGCUUCUUCAAGCACUGAAGGUUGGUAACGCAAAUUCGCGAUAUAGUCAUAAUCGAAUUAAUGAGUGGACUCCGCUACACAGAGUACACACAACGUGACACAAUCAGAACAUCAUAAGUCACUUGUUGAACUUGAGAUCAGUGGAAUAAGAUUUGUAUAGUGCGUGCACUGAUUUUGACUUCAAAAAGUGGGUUAUGCAUCGACUUUACUUGACUAUGGUGUCAUAAUCUCCUUUUCGGAAGCAGUCGACUGAAUAAUAUUGAUUUCGAUGCUAUUUAAAGUAACACCCUUCUAGACAAAGUAGCGUAUCUGAAAGAUUCAGUUUCUAAAAUCCCUUUGUGAAACAAUAAAUCCGUGUUAAUGUUACUUUGUUUGAAGGGGCAGUUCAUAGAUAGCUUGAACGAUGGAUUAAACGUGCCACAUUACAUUAUCAAAAGUUCUAGGUCAAAAAAACAUCCUUUUAUAAAUAAUGUUGAUCUCUUAAGUUUUCACGCAAAAUUGUCUGUGUUAAUUAUAAGGUAUAUUAUAUCACCUCCCAAUAUGGGUAUACCUUUAAUAAAUCACCUGUGCCAUCGGAAUAUACUUUUGUGUACUCAAGAAUAUCAACGAAGACCACAAAAAUUCUGAUGACAUUAAAACUGAGACUUAUAAUUUGUCAUUAACUUUUAGAGCGCUUUUACAUUAGGGCUUUAGAAGCGCGACAGCAGCGCGGCAGCGGCGUUUUUAUAAUGUGAAGGCAGGCAUCCGCUGUCACAUAGUAUGAAAUUUUCGGCAGCGCGUCUGACGCGCGUUUGUUGCGCUGCUAAAUCGCCUAAAUGUGAAAGCGCUCUUAAUCGCACUCCUAAAAGUCCUAAAAUAAUCAUACGUGCGCUAGCCACACCAUAUUUGUUGCACGUCAACUUUGAAUUUAAUUACGAGAUAUUUAUGUAAAGAAUCAAUAGAGUACGGAUGAAAAGGGUAGAUUUGUUAUAUCUGCAGAGUCCAUUCCACAUAAGAAGUCCUAUGCCCUAUGUUUGCAAUAAUCAACACAGGUUUCAGUACAUUUUCACACUUUUAUAUUGUAUAUCCACUGGCUUCAUUUGUGUAAUGGGCUCUUUACGUGUACUAUAAUUAGCUAAUUAAAGAUAAAUUCUGUUAAAACGUUUUAGUAUCACAUCCAGAUAUGAAAUUUAUUUGCACCAUUAUUACUUAGUAAAUGUGUUGCUAUGUAAUGGGAUAUGAUAUGGCUUGAGUAGUUGUGUAAUAAUAAUACCAAUGCAAUCAAUACUGUACAUACUUGAACGCUCUGCGGUAUAUCGAGCUCGGCCAGUAACUUAGGAAUUAGAAAUAUUAUGUAUCUAUUAAACUGUUCGUUGUUGAAUGCGUUAAAUUGUAAAACGUUACAAGUGAAACGCAAUUUUGUAUUACAAUGCACUGAUAUCAGAAACACAAUCUGAGAUUAAACUUAAUGCAAUAAUGUCAUAUAAAUAACUUGACUAUUUACUUUAUUAUACUUGUAUAAAUUCUUUUUGUAACUGCAGUAUGGAUUAAGUUUCUCGUUAAGGCCUAAAUAUCUAGCAUGACUGCUGGUAUGAAUAGAAUCAGGUUAAAACAAAAGCCUAAAAUAAUGAUACGAAUUAUCUAUUUUAUUCAGUAUCACAUAGAAGAACAACGCACACAUGGAAUAGGCUCUUGGCGUAUUCAAACUCCUAUUGUGAAACGACACUCAAAUAUGAAUCUACAUACACUAGAAACAAUCUUGUGAUUGGUUCAAAUAUUGGCAUUCAACUAAUUACAGAUAUCAUUAGAUCUAAACUUGAAAUUGAACGGCGCUUUGAGCUUCAUUUCACAAUACCGGCAUCAAGUAUAAAUUUUAAAA
Messenger RNA from Ostrinia furnacalis (Asian corn borer), 3553 nucleotides. Its product is annotated as ubiquitin-protein ligase E3B-like. The record is from RefSeq and is a predicted model, not a curated record. Gene Ontology annotation, molecular function: ubiquitin protein ligase activity. Gene Ontology annotation, biological process: protein polyubiquitination; ubiquitin-dependent protein catabolic process. The transcript is spliced from 11 exons. NCBI's taxonomy places the organism in Eukaryota, Metazoa, Arthropoda, Insecta, Lepidoptera, Crambidae. The annotation marks the transcript as partial.